AUGGAUAUAGCCAAGGGACUAGCCUAUCUCUAUGAGGAAUGUAGGCAAAAGAUAUUUCACUUGGAUAUCAAACUCCAAAACAUCUUCUUAGAUGAAGACUUCAAUGCGAAAAUUUCUGAUUUUGGAUUGUCAAAACUAAUUGAUAAGGACCAAAGCCAAGUUGUAACAAUGAUGAGGGGAACACCAGGUUAUUUGGCUCCUGAAUGGUUGAGCUCAAUUAUUACCGAGAAAGUAGAUAUUUAUAGCUUUGGUGUCGUGAUUUUGGAAAUGUUGUGUGGGCGCAAAAAUUUGGAUAGGUCUCAACCUGAGUGA
Messenger RNA from Camellia sinensis, 312 nucleotides. Its product is annotated as putative receptor-like protein kinase At5g20050. Lineage: Eukaryota; Viridiplantae; Streptophyta; Magnoliopsida; Ericales; Theaceae. Gene Ontology annotation, biological process: protein phosphorylation. Gene Ontology annotation, molecular function: protein kinase activity; ATP binding. The record is from RefSeq and is a predicted model, not a curated record.